UCUGUCGCAUUUGUUAAUUUGUUCGGUGGUAUAUGUUGUUCUACCAUUUUAUCUCAUUUGUUCAUCAACAGUAACUAUCGAAAUUCGUUGAAUAUGGUGUGAGACGGUUUGUUAAUCAAGAAGACUACAAAUUCAAGUCGAUUUCCUGCUGUAAAUGUCAGCUGAAGUCCUGUUGCACCACCAUCAGGCUCCAGCCCCUGUUGCAGAUGGAGGAGCUCUACACCCUAGAAAGGGAGGUGGGACGAGGCAGCUAUGGUGUGGUCUUUGAGGGCCAUAUGGCCAAAACAGGACAGAGGGUGGCUAUCAAAAGACUGCCCUGUAGAAACCCUGAGUGCAUUGAACUCUACCUGCAAGAGCUGUGGGCCAUGAGAGCCACUGCCAAGAACCAUGUAAAUGUCAUUGCACUCCACAGCUGCCUUCUGCAGACUGGGCCACGGAGCCUGAAGCCUCUAAAGCCAGGAAAACUGCCUCCACGUCUAGUUGAGAGCGUACUGAAGGGCAAUGUAGUCAGAGCACCACAAAGUCAGGGAAGGAAUAACUCCAAGCGGAAGAUCAACUCUGUCUCCACACUUCAGGACAGGACCAACACUGUGCAGGCCAAGCCUAAGCUUCAGGACAAGACUAAAUCAAAUGCAUGUGAUUAUACAACUCCACAAAGGCUUCAAAACAGAGCCAGGAAGAGACCGGCCCACAGGGAGGAAGAGGAGUCCGGACCACUGCACUGUUUGGCCCUGUGGCUUGUGAUGGAGUACUGUGAUGGGGGCGACUUGAAUCAGUACUUGCUCUCCAGGCCACCAGACUCCCAGCAUAACCACAGCGUGGUAAGGCAGCUCUGCAGCGCUGUGGCCUUCCUGCAUAGUCUGGGUAUCACCCACCGGGACCUAAAGCCCGACAAUGUGCUGGUCUGUGUGACACCAGGAGGUCCUGUUGUCAAGGUGGCAGACUUUGGUCUGAGCAAGAUGAGUGAAGGUGUGGUGGAUGGUGAUCUGACCCGGCAGCACUUCUCCUCCACCUGUGGCUCUGACUUCUACAUGGCUCCAGAGGUGUGGGGUGGACUGACGUACACAGCCCAGGCAGACAUCUUCUCCCUGGGUGUGAUGUUCUGGGCUGUUCUGGAGAGAAUCACCUUUCUGGAAGAAGGGGCUACACAGGAACAAUUGGGUGCUUACGUGUCUAAGGGUCGCUCAGGCUGGCUGAUGCCGCUGGGGGAAGCCUUGUGGGAGAAUGCUGACCUCCAGCUGUGUAUCCCUAUGAAGUUUAAGAGAGCGCCCCCGCUGCCACCCCCUCCUGGUCCAGCAAUGUGCACCCUGCUUUUAGACAUGCUCGCCUCAAACCCGGACACUCGGCCUCCAGCAGACCAGCUGGAGGCCAGAGUGUGCUCUGCUCUGAAAGAGGACUCCCACUGACAAAGUGCACUUAAGAGACCAUAAUGGCUAUAACCACCACAGCCACUACAUGGAAAUAUUGAAAGUGGACCCCCUGACUGCAGUGCUUCCUACAUGUGUAAGAAAUAACCACUUUACUGCCACAGAAAAGUGGGGAUCAGAAAUGUGUAUGAUUAUAUAGGACUGAAGGUGCUUUUCUUGUCACUGAGACAGAAGCUGAGCUGUAGGAAGCCACAUAAAGGGAUCACAGGGAUAUAAAGGAAUAUUGAAACCUGGCUGUACUGCAGACCAAACACAAUUAUAUUUAGACAAGUCCAUAUAAAGAUCGAGUGUGACGUACUCAGGCUGUAUUUGAUGUAAGUGCCAUGCUGUUGGUUAGGCCUCUGAUGCUUGACACAGAAAAAUCAAUUUUAGUGUGUACAUAUGGCUGAAAUGAAAUGUCAGGGAUUGUUGCUGUUGCUGCUUGUCUGGGUCUGCACUAUUCUGUUGACUCAUUAUCUCAACUUCCUACUGGGUGUAAAUUUUGACUGAUUAUGUUAACAUUGAUCUUUUUAUUUGUUGAGAAAUGUAGCUUUAUUAUUUAGUGAUUAUUAUCUUAACCAAAUAUUUCCACCACACGUUGAUGCAGCAUGUUCACUGGGCUUCCACAUCUCAGAUCUGUAAAGUAAGUGAUUAAACAAUAGAGACAUUUUAUGCAUUCCAGUGCAGUAGUAUGGUAAUAAUAAAUACUACCUUUGUGACACUAGUCAUAACUGUUGUUGACAUUGUGUGAGGAACUGGGGCAGAUUCAAUGCUAUGGUCAUUUUGUCGGUUGUAGUUUUUGGUGUUUUUAAAAUAAAUGUAGGCUUGGGUGGUAUCAUGGUAUUACAGUAGAGCAGGGUAUUGGUAGAAAUCCUGAAGGUUUGAUUUUAAUACAGUAAAAAUACAGAUGCUUGUCUUUAUAUUAUAUAAAGGUUGCUGGGAAACCUAUACAGCAUAGUAUCACAAUAUUUUUGUGUGGCAAUUUCACAUCGUUACAGAGACAAGUAUCGAUUUUUUUCUUACAUAAAUUAUUAUUACAAAUACAAAUUAAACUUUUGGUAGACUACUAGAAUAACAUAAUCAAUUGCUUUUUCAGUUCAUUUCAGUUCAGUUCUUUAGUGACUUUAUAUCAUCUUAGUGCUGCACACAAACACCAUCAUAUAUACAUUCCCCUGAAAUGUAAGAAGGUUUAAGGUAUGAAAAAAAGAUACCACCCAAGCCUAAUUAUGUGUUAAUAAGGUGGAGUACAGCUUUAAAAUGUGCCAUGAAUUGGUAUUUAAAACAAUGGGGUUUUUUUAAAGUUGAAGCUUUAUACGCAAAUUUAAAUGACUUGAAAAUGUUUGUUUUUUUCUAUAAGCGUUUAUUUUAAAAUGUUUUUUCCUCACAAUUUAACUGUUGUGUUUUGAAUCAGUCACAUUUUGAAUGAUGAUUUUUUUUAAAGCAUAGAGCAUUUUGAAAGUUAAGUCAAACUACUGUCUGUGACUGCGUGAACAUUGUUUUGUGAUAUCUGCACUGACAACUAAACGGGCUCGCUGUAUGAGGCUAACAGUGACUAACGAUCACGUAUAUACCAUCCCCUCAUGAACAGGAAAUUAAAGGCAGCCAUUAGGAAGGUUGCAGAUCGUAUCCAUACCGAGUCCACAGCAUUUAUUACUGGUCAUCAGUCUUAGUCAUUGACAGUCCGUAUCUUAGAUGGCUACUUAUUUCAUAAGUUUUUUGCCCACAUGCUUGAAAAAAUAUGUAACAUAACACUGUUCU
This is a messenger RNA of Epinephelus fuscoguttatus (brown-marbled grouper), 3164 nucleotides long. Its product is annotated as Serine/threonine-protein kinase pdik1l-B-like. The transcript has 4 exons. Gene Ontology annotation, molecular function: protein serine/threonine kinase activity; ATP binding. NCBI's taxonomy places the organism in Eukaryota, Metazoa, Chordata, Actinopteri, Perciformes, Serranidae. Bases 207 to 1406 code for a protein of 399 amino acids. Gene Ontology annotation, cellular component: autophagosome; cytoplasm. Gene Ontology annotation, biological process: protein autophosphorylation; autophagy; positive regulation of autophagy. The record is from RefSeq and is a predicted model, not a curated record.